GCAUGUGCGAAUCAAUAACGCGUCAUAAAAAAUGUCUACCGAGAAGCAAGACCUUGAAGUAGCUGUCCCAUGGCACCCCCUAGUUGUGGACCAUGGGUUCUAUUCCCCUCUCAUGUCUGGUAGUAUUGAUGGCACUGAUUCUACUCCACAUGACAAAGCUAUCAGAAGAGCUCUGGAAGCCAGCUACAGAGUUGACAAAAAAGUACAAAGUGAUCCAGAGAAGACCAUUUUCAUUGCUAGGCUGAGUCACAGAACUACCCAAGAGGUGUUGUGUAGGGCCUUCACAAAGUACGGAGAGAUUAAGAACUGUCAUCUUGUUAGAGAUAUUGUAACUGGCAGAUCAUCAGGAUAUGCAUUCAUUGAGUUUGAAACAGUUGAAGAAGCAGAAACAGCAUACGAGGAGUGUCAUGACAUGUUCCUGGAUGGGUCACAGCUGGUGGUAGACUAUGAGGCUGAGAGGUUGCUGCCAGGAUGGGUACCACGGAGACUGGGUGGUGGUCUCGGUGGUAAGAAGGAGUCAGGUCAGCUGAGGUUUGGUGGGAGGGACAGGCCAUUCAGAAAACCAAUCCUCUUGAGCAGACCAGCACAUGGCACCUACAGUGACCGUGCUACAGACCGAGUGGACGGGCAGUCUAGAAGGCCCCCAUCCCAUCGUCAUAGGGGAGAGGGGUCUCAUCACAAGGGGGAUGGGCCUGGUCGCUAUAGGGAGGAGUCACGAAGACGUCACAGUAGAACUGGCCGCUCUAGAAGCAGGAGCAGACCUAGAUACUGAAAAUAUUAGUCUGUUUAUUGUUGUUACUGUGAAAGGGUCAUUUUCCUCCCCUUUAUGUAUUAUACAUCAUUGCGAUUCGAAUCAUAAAAAUGUUUUAUUUACACAAUCAAAAAUAAACAUCAUUGGUACAAUGAAAACGAUAAAAAAAAUGUCCACAUUACUUAUACGUACAUAUAUAUAUAUACAAUUAUUAUGUGUUCGCUAGAUAGAUAAAUCAGUUUCAAAACGUGUGAGAGUUGUUUUUUUGUAAAUUCGAUCGAUGAUAAUUAUAUGAUUAAGCAAUACAGUUCGGCGAGUGCAGUUCAAACAUAACUAUGAAGUUGAGUGCGAGAAACGUUGUUAAGGCUGGAGUUCGAAUUGAC
Molecule: messenger RNA, 1134 nt
Organism: Halichondria panicea
Lineage: Eukaryota; Metazoa; Porifera; Demospongiae; Suberitida; Halichondriidae
Product: U11/U12 small nuclear ribonucleoprotein 35 kDa protein-like
Exons: 7
Coding region: 32-772 (246 amino acids)
Biological process (GO): mRNA splicing, via spliceosome
Cellular component (GO): precatalytic spliceosome; U12-type spliceosomal complex
Molecular function (GO): mRNA binding; snRNA binding
Source: RefSeq, a predicted model, not a curated record